AUGGGCGACGCAGCAGAUUCCUCCUCAUCCAAACCUCUCCGGAUCAUGAUCGUCGGCGACUCCAUCACCCAUGGCAGCGAAGGCGACUACACCUGGCGCUACCGCAUCUGGGAAUGGUUCCAAACCGCAGCAUCCUCUCAACCCAUCACUUUCGUCGGUCCCUACAUCGGCACCGGCCCUGCCGACGAAUACAAACCUCCACAACCGCCUCGAUUCCCCGACGAACCCGAGCCUCCACCCCGCGACUGCACCACAGGUGGCUACAACGAAUCCAUCCACGCCUCCUUCCAACGUGAACACUUCGCCCACACCGGCCGCGCAGUUUUCCAAGCCAAAGAUGCCAUCCAUGAACAAGUCACGAAUCUCAACCCGGACUUACUCCUCGUUCUCCUCGGCUUCAAUGACAUGGGAUGGGGCUUUUCCGACCACAUCGGAACUCUGGAAAAUACUCUCGCAUUCAUCGCCAACGCCCGGCUCGCGAAACCGGAUAUCUCCAUUGCGCUGUCGAAUGUGCCGCAACGGAGUCCUAUUCCCGGCCGAGAGGAUCUCGUUGACUGGACGACGAAGUAUAACAAUCUGCUCAAACACGCCAUCAAAGCCGAUCGCCUCGAUCACCUCUCCAAAUUCUCCCGCCUCGAACUCGUCGACGUCGCUUCCGUUUACGGUUGGAGUCCAGAUGAAUGCGCCGGAGCUUUCGACGGCCUCCACCCCAACGAACUCGGCGAAUUCCAAAUCGCAUCCGCUUUCAGCACCGUCCUCCACAAAUCCUUCAACAUCGGCACCGCACCCCUCUCCAUCCCUCGGUCAUCCAAAAUCCCCAAACGUCCCCUCCACACCCCCACCAACCCUGCUUGCACCGGCGUCCCCUGGGGCAUCCAUUUCUCCUGGGAUCCCGUGUACGGCUCUCGAGGCUACGACGUCCGAUCUCGAUGUGCAGGACAAGAAGAAUGGGAAGAGUCCCACCAUGGAGAAUGUGGGAUCGAUAAUACCUUCACACCCGCGGGCCAGGAAUGGGAGUUUCAAGUCCGCGCGAAGGUUGGAGUUGAAGAGAAAGACAAGUCGGAUUGGUCGGCCAUUGCGAAAGGGACAGCCACUCGCUCUACCGCUCCUCCGCCGGAGAAUAGAGAAGUCUUCUCCAGAGGAAAAGAUGGGAUUGAAGUCACUUUCACUCCCCUUCCCAAUGAUAGCAAGUUUGAAGUAGAGCGCUACGCAGUCAACUGGGUCGACGAGACAGCGGGUGGGUUUUUGGGUGGCCAGGGAGUGAGACUGGAGGACGGAGGGAGGUGCGUGGUGCAAGGAUUGGAAGUGGGACAUCGGUAUCAGGUUUGGAUUUCGACUUGGACGAAGAGGGAGGGUGGAGGGGUGUUUGGUGGAGCGGGGAAAGUUGUGGUGGGGAGUGGAGUCUUUUCGAGGCCAGAGGGGUUGAGUGGGGAUUUGGAACGUCUUUCGCUUGAGGGGGGGCGAUGAGGUAUGGGGUGGAGGUUGUGGGUGGAGGGUGAGGAGGUUCUGGGCCUUGAAAGAUGGCUAGGAGUGCGAGGGUGCUGUGAAGCGGAGUUGGAUUCGCUCGAUGGUGAGGGUCACGAUUCUGCCUCCAGACAUGGGACACAGAAUCUAUCGAGGGCCCGCGUGGAAGGGCUUGGAACCAAUAUCAACGAUGGCAUCACUCGAACAAUAUCAGCACGUCGGCAUGUCAUGCGACUGGAAAGCCACGCAUGUUCCACAUUCCUCGAUAAAGG
Messenger RNA from Zymoseptoria tritici IPO323, 1736 nucleotides. Its product is annotated as Ca2+-modulated nonselective cation channel. The record is from RefSeq and is a predicted model, not a curated record. Lineage: Eukaryota; Fungi; Ascomycota; Dothideomycetes; Mycosphaerellales; Mycosphaerellaceae. Gene Ontology annotation, molecular function: protein binding. Bases 1 to 1467 code for a protein of 488 amino acids. The transcript has a single exon.